This is a messenger RNA of Tarenaya hassleriana, 2485 nucleotides long. RefSeq names its product protein gamma response 1-like. Gene Ontology annotation, molecular function: single-stranded DNA binding; double-strand/single-strand DNA junction binding; damaged DNA binding. The transcript is spliced from 2 exons. The coding region runs from base 332 to 2266 and encodes 644 amino acids. Gene Ontology annotation, biological process: DNA double-strand break processing involved in repair via single-strand annealing; double-strand break repair via homologous recombination. Gene Ontology annotation, cellular component: site of double-strand break. Lineage: Eukaryota; Viridiplantae; Streptophyta; Magnoliopsida; Brassicales; Cleomaceae. The record is from RefSeq and is a predicted model, not a curated record.
UAAAAUUGGCCUUAAAGUUGGGCCUUGGUUGGGCCCCAUUCAUAAAGACGGAUCCCCGCGAAAAUCAAUCCUCCAAAAGGAAUCAAAAUCCCUUCCAUCUCCUUGCGCCUUGGAGGAAUUCAAGUCAGAUCUUCGUCGGAGGUGAUUCUUUUGCUCUCUCCUGUCUUUUUUUUUCCCUCUCUCCACAUUGUUAGACCUCCUAUUGGUUUCAUCGGCGCUAACAUUGAUAUACAAUCUAUUUCCCCUGUCGGAAUUUGGGGGUACAAUAUCAUCCAUCUCUCUCUCUCUCUCUCUCUCUCUCUCUCUCUCUUUUCUGAUUCCUGAUCUGGAUAUGGAAGAGCACUUGGCAAACUCUCCUCGGCUUGAUGGUAUCGAAGCUAGGUAUAUCUCUGGUCUGAGUACUAUAAUGGUUGCCACCAUCCAGGAAGCCAAAGACAGGAUUUCUCAGAUCGAGUACAUCUUCUGCAGCCAGUUAUUCCCAACUCUUCAAUCAAAUUCAAAACCCCUGAAAAUGGUUUAUUCCGAGGCUCGUAACGCGGCCGAGGAUUCCUGGAAAGAGACUGAAAAGGGUCUGUUAUGUGAGAUUGAAGAGCUUAAGCUGCAAAACCAACAGAUCUUGGCUGAGAAUCGGGCCCUAAAACUGGAGAAGGAAAAGCAAUCCCGAGAAUUUGAUUCAACUUCUAGCCUGCUUCUCAAGGUAAGAACCCAGCAUGAGAAAAUUGAGGAGUUAACUUUGGAGUUAAGUAAGAAAUCAAAGGAACCUGAUGAUGGGAUGGAGUUCUACAAUAGACUGGUACAGGUUGAGACUCCGGAUUUGCUCAAUAAAGAGAAGCAAUUAAAAGAUCACGAAAAGGAGAUUAAUAUGCUUCUUUCUCAAGUGAAGAGCCUGGAGAGAAAGACAGACUUUCUUCAAGAGGAACUUUCCAGGAAAUCCUUGGUGGCAGAGAAUCUGCUGAAGAAACUAGAAUCUCUGUCGGUAGAGUCCACAAACAGCGAGCACAAGCUAAGCUGUCUUGGAGAAGAGAAGGAAAGACUGAUUACCAGGUUGCAGAUUUUUGAGGAAAACGUCCGUAGACUAGAAGAGUUGUUAAGACAUAAAACUGACGAGCUUGAGGAUGGAAGGAAGAUUCUGGAAGGAUACCGUAAAAAACUCAAUUUGACUGAGAUAGAAUUGCUGGAGAAGAAACAACAGCUAGCUGAUGAUGAGAAAGAAAAGAAGUUGCUUUUGGAGAAAGUAAGAACCUUGGAGAAGGAAGCUAAUAAAAUGCAUAAACAGCUUGGAGAACGAGGUUGCAAGUUCCUUGGAGAAAGAGGGGAGUAUGAAGCUUUAUGUUGCCAGAAAGAAGAAAAAUCACCCGCGUUAGCUUUGGAGAGAAAGAGAAGAAAAGAGGCGUAUGAUGCUUACAAAAGGCUAAAAUCUCAAUAUAAUUUCCUCUGCAAGAGGUUCGGCCUUUCUGCUGACUCUGUUCUUCACCAAGAUCUUGAGGACUCUUUCCCCGAGAUGGAGGUGUCUUAUUUGCAUUUAAAUCUUAACCAGAUAGAAAGACUUUUCCAUUGCUUUUCUGGUACAGUUCCUGAAAAGAAAAACUCCGACACUUCUGGGCCUACUCGUGGAGCAGAGAUUGUGAGAAACAACAUUGCUUCAGAUGACAGUCGUGAGAAAGAGAGAAUAACCGAAACGGUUCAGGUGCUGGCUUCUUCUCCUCUCACCAUAAGCUUGCCUAGUGCUAAAAAUAGUCUAUCUGACGCAAAACCCGCAUCAAUAACUGGAUCUCAGCGUCCUGCUACAAGCUGGAGGGACACAAGGUCCCGUCAAUCCCCAGGUGUCUUGGAUCCUCAUGAUGAUUUUCUAGAUACUCCCUUUGAAAAUAUCAGGAAGGACUUGGUCAUAGUCAGGGGGGAAGAAUCCCAAGACCUUUCUGAUGGUAAGAAACAUGAUUCAGAUAAGGGGACACAGGACAUGAAUCCUAACACUAGUCCAACAAAAAAACGGAUUCAGGUAGUCGGAACGAGUAAAAGAGCUUUCAAGUACGUGACAGCUGUGAGGAAAAAAUCUGAAAGGGAAAACUUGAAAGGAAUAGAAUGCAAGCAGUGCAAGAAAUUCUAUGAUGCUGUUCUUCCAGAGAAUGAAGGGGAGGAGACUGGUGGCAACAAGAAAAGCUUCAGAUGCGAACACCACGAAGGAGUUUCGAGGCAUCGGUACAAACAUGCACCUCCAAUGACUCCUGAAGGGUUUUGGAACAUUGGGUUUGAGUCAGAAAUGUGAAUUUCCAUGGGUGUGGAGCUCCUCUUUCGGGUGCAUAUUGAAGUUCGUAGCUACAAAAGAUAAGUGCUGGGUGGCAUAACAAUGGAAAAAUCUGCUCAUCAAAGGGUCGUAUGAGCAAUAGAGGUCUGUUCAUUCAACAGCUAAUUUUAACUUUGAUUCCCUAGUUCAUUCAUGUAUGCAAAUUUCCAGAUUCAAACAGAUCUUUUGGGUCUGUUGUAA